AUGUACACGGGUGAACUUGACUUAUCCAAACAAUUAGGUGAAAAUAUAUUCGAGUUAUUAAUCGCUUCGGAUGAAUUACUCCUUGAAGAAUUAUUCAAACACGUACAAGGCUACUUGAUCGAAAAGCAUACUACCAUACCCAAUAAUAUUUAUGAGGAAAUUGAAGAAUUUCAUUAUAAAAAAGUAUUACCGAAAACAAUAACGUUGCCGUCUCGCAUAGGAACGCCAGCAUCAGCAAUUAUUGAUCCAUCUGCAAUCAUCAAACCAAAACUUGCAACCAUUAUAGCCAAUUGGAUAGAUAGAAAUGAUUCUGCCGUACUUUCGUUUAAUAAUAAUUAUAAGUUUAAUCUGAUUUACCUUAAAAGUCGAGAUGGGCUUGAUUGUAAUACUUUCAAUAAUCAGUGUAAUGGACAAGGACCAUUUAUAUUAUUGAUAAGGGUUCAAUCAAAAAAGAUCUAUGGAGGUUUUAAUCCGAUCGGUUACAAUUUAAGGGAAGGGCAAUGGUUACUUACUUCGGACAGUUUUAUAUUUUCUUUUGAAAAUAAUCAAGAUACACGUAACAUGAAAAUUGGUAGAGUAAUUAACAAGUAUUAUUCGGUUUAUGAGGAUUACUUUCAAUUUUUCUUUAAUUUUGGGAAUCAUUUACAAGCUUACAAAGGAAAUGGACAAAACUUUUUUUACCUUGGUAAUCAUCGAAUAUAUAGUAAUAUCUUUAAUAGGACGUGUACUCGUGAUUAUCCUAUUGAAGAAAUCGAAGAAAUGGAAGUAUUUAGCGUGGUUAGGAAAUAA
Molecule: messenger RNA, 789 nt
Organism: Funneliformis mosseae
Lineage: Eukaryota; Fungi; Glomeromycota; Glomeromycetes; Glomerales; Glomeraceae
Source: the annotation of a GenBank genome assembly